This is a messenger RNA of Bufo gargarizans (Asiatic toad), 1337 nucleotides long. Its product is annotated as tumor protein 63-like. NCBI's taxonomy places the organism in Eukaryota, Metazoa, Chordata, Amphibia, Anura, Bufonidae. The record is from RefSeq and is a predicted model, not a curated record. The transcript has 6 exons. Bases 786 to 1337 code for a protein of 183 amino acids.
AUCAGUUUUAAAUUAGAUCCUGAUUCAUAUUUUCUUCGUUCUACAAAACCACAAAACCUGUAUCAGCUUACAGUACAAUGUUUGGGUGGGAGUCUCUGUAGGAACCAAGUAAGAAGAAGGACACAGCAACCAUUACGGUUCCUCUCUGCUUCCUUAGUAGUUGCUAUAUACAGGAAAGUGGUCAGUGCAGGAUAAUGCAGCUAUCAGUAAAGUCAUCUUUAUGAAAGUGGGAUUAUACUACUGAGAAGAAGCAUUCUGACUUCAGCAUCAUAACAACCGAUAAAUUGCAAAAAUGAUCUUGAGAGUACGAGAACACUGUAUCUGAUGUAAAGGAAUUUCCCUGCCUUGACAGCCUUACCACAAGACAGUUGUUGUGUAUUAAGGACGUAAAAAUUCCCCUGUAGGUUUUGUGCUACAACGUAGGCUUCUAAACCAGCUUAGCCUCGACUAAAGUCCACAAAGACAUGGCAGCACAGGAAGAACAGUCAUAAAGUGCAAACUGAUCAAUGGUUACAACCUAGAAAGUCUAAAAUUAUACUCAUACGCUAGCCACAAGUUGGCCAAUUGCAGAUCAGCUAUGUAUCAUGUAUGCCAAGAUUGACUCAAGCACCAAGCAAAACAAAUAAAUAAGUGGAGGUGCCCAGUUGGAAAGAAUCAGUGCCACUGACACUUGGUAGAUUUCAUUGGCUCAUCCAGUCAAAGUCCCGCCUAUUGACAAAUGUGAAAAACUUUUAUCACUUCUGCCAGUUGUCACUAUAGUUGAGGUGUUCAUACUUUAUAUCUACAUGUACAUCUCUACUAGAUAUUUAUUUCUCUAUUUAUAUCAAAAGAAGCUGAAGGAAAUGAAUUUUGAACCCUCACCUUGUACAGCUCUGUCAUAUCAUCCUGAUCCACACAUAUCACGGUUUGUGGACACGUCAACCCAUUUUUCUUGUAAGGAACGGUAUUAUCGUACAGCCAUGUCUCAGACUUCACAAGGUUCAGACAACAGAAGCCCUGGUGUAUUUGAUCGUCUCUGGGAGUUUCUAGGACCAAUGCAUUCUGUACAACCCAUUGACUUGAAUUUUUCCAGUGAUCCAACAGAGAAAGGUCCUACGAAUAAGAUUGAAAUUAGCAUGGAUUGCAUCAGGAUGCAGGAUUAUGACCUGACUGACCCAAUGUGGGUGAGUUUUAUGACUUGUAUAGAGGUCUUUUGUGAUAAGGUACACUUUAGUCUAACUAGCGCUGGUCACCAGUGCCGACUGAUUCCUGUAUCAACAAUAAAAAAGAUAAAUAGGAAAAAAGGAAUGAAAGGUUAUAAGGAAAAAGGAGAACAAAACAUUGCAAGAGUGCUUUGA